Messenger RNA from Nicotiana tabacum (common tobacco), 846 nucleotides. NCBI's taxonomy places the organism in Eukaryota, Viridiplantae, Streptophyta, Magnoliopsida, Solanales, Solanaceae. The record is from RefSeq and is a predicted model, not a curated record.
AUGGAGGAAAGGAGGGGAGGCAACAAAAUUUCAAGAGCUAUGAGAGAGUUUACUCAUUUUGUAGAGGAUUUAGAGCUUAUUGAUCCACCACUUGAAGGGGGAAUUUACACAUGGAGUAGGGGAGUUAAUUCUCGUAUAGUGUCGAGAUUGGAUAGGUUUCUGUUCUCUGCUGACUGGGAUGAAAACUUUAGGGAUAUCAAACAAGUUAUUCUUCCAAAAGUUUCCUCAGACCAUGCCCCUAUUUCUCUGCAAUGUGAGGUUUGGGAGAACACAAAAUCAUAUUUUAAGUUUGAAAAUUGGUGGUUGGGGACAGAGGGGUUCAAGGAUAAAAUAGCUUCCUGGUGGGUUUCUUUCGAUGUACAGAGCAGACCUGAUUAUGUUCUAGCCAAAAAACUCAGGUUGUUGAAAGUUAAGCUGAAAGAAUGGACAGGUCAAGGGGGAAAUUUGGAGGUUCUAAAAACUAUCUGUUUGAACAAAAUUCUUGUACUAGACGUGGUUCAGGAAUCCAGGGAUCUUUCUGAAGAUGAGUUGGUGCAAAAGGCUAGCCUAGUCAUGGAACUGGAAGAGAUUGCCAAAAAUGAGGAGUUAAUUUGGAGGCAGAAAUCAAGAGUUCAAUGGUUAAAACAAGGGGAUCGAAAUACUAAAUAUUUUCAGAGGAUUACAAAUGCCCACAGAAGGUUCAACAACAUUGACAAGCUCAACAUUAAUGGGAUACAAGUGGAUGAUAAGGAAGUUAUAAAGUCAUGGAGGCCAGAGUUCAAUUUUCCAGAUUGUCCUAGAAUUAGUGAGGCAGAGGAGCAAUGGCUACAGAGGGAGUUUGAAGAGCAAGAAAUCAUUGAGGGAUGA